Molecule: messenger RNA, 1923 nt
Organism: Drosophila bipectinata
Lineage: Eukaryota; Metazoa; Arthropoda; Insecta; Diptera; Drosophilidae
Gene: S-Lap5
Product: Sperm-Leucylaminopeptidase 5
Biological process (GO): proteolysis
Cellular component (GO): cytoplasm
Molecular function (GO): metalloaminopeptidase activity; manganese ion binding
Source: RefSeq, a predicted model, not a curated record
GAUUCCUGUCAUGUUAGUCUACCCUUCAUCCCAACGAAGGAACACACUUUGUUAUUCAUUCCAAAAUUGUCAGGAGCAACGUGGAAAUAAAUUUGGUUUAAUUGUCUUCUUCAAGGAACUCGACUGAAUAGUUGGUCGAGAAGGCGUAACCCGUAACCAGAGAGCGUGUAGUCCCCAAUGGCAUCCACUCGCAUGAUGAACGCCUUCCACCGAAACGUCAACCUGUAUCGCAGGGUGCAGGUCACCCGGCCGGUCACCCCCUUGGCCGGCGGUGGACCCCUGUUGAGCCAGGGUCUUCGUCCGUACGACUAUCACAUCCUGAGCAGGGGACUGGCGGACAAGUGCGAGGGCAAGUCAGUCAUCAAGGGCGUUGUGGUGGGUGUGUAUGCCAAAGAGGGUGACAAGGAUCCCAAGAUGACGUCCAGCGGCGAGAAGUUCGAUGACCGGACCUCGGGCAAGAUCUCGGAGCUGAUACGCGAAACUGGACUCAAGGGCGAGCUGGCCAAGGGCAAGGUCUUCAUGAAUGUUGAUUCCGAGUUCCGGGCGGUGGCGGUGGUUGGACUCGGCCAGGAGGGUGCCGGCUUCAAUGACCUGGAGAUGAUUGACGAGGGAAUGGAGAACGCCCGCGUAGCCGCUGGCGUGGGAGCUAGAUCCCUGCAGCUCCAGGGCUGCACGGAGGUGUAUGUGGACUCCAUGGAGUACCCGGAGCAGGCGGCCGAGGGCAGUGCUCUGGCCAUUUGGCGCUACAACAGCAACAAGCGCAAACAGAACCGCACCCACAUCCCCAAGCUGGAUCUCUACGACUCGCCCGAUGUGGAUGCCUGGACGAGGGGUUUGUUCAAGGCGGAGUCCCAGAACUUGGCUCGGCGACUGAGCGACUCCCCCGCCAACCAGAUGACCCCCACCAUCUUUGCCCAGUCGACGGUGGACGCUUUGUGCCCGUGUGGUGUUUCUGUGGAGGUGCGCACCAUGGACUGGAUUGAGCAGCAGCACCUGAACUCCUUCCUGAUGGUGGCCAAGGGCAGCUGUGAGCCACCCGUCGUCCUGGAGGUCAGCUACUGCGGCACGUCGCCGGAGGACAAGCCCAUCCUGCUCCUGGGCAAGGGGCUGACCUACAACAGUGGAGGCCUGUGCCUGCGGCCCAAGAACUGCCUGCACAUGUACCGGGGAUGUAUGGCCGGGGCGGCGGUGUGUGUGGCCGCCAUCCGGGCAGCGGCCGCCUUGUCGCUGCCUAUCAACAUCACCGCCGUCCUGCCGCUGUGCGAGAACAUGCCCUCCGGCAUGGCCGUGAAGCCGGGCGAUGUGGUCACUCUGCUGAACGGAAAGACCAUGGGCAUCGUGGACGUGAGCAAGGCCGGUGUGGUGGUGAUGGCCGAUCCGCUCCUCUUCGCCCAGACGACAUUCAAGCCGCGACUGGUAGUGGACCUGGCCACCGUGGGCUAUGGCGUCUGUGCCGGACUCGGGGGAGCAGCUGCCGGAAUGUUCAGCAAUUCGAACUUCAUCGCCAAGCAGAUGGAGAAGGCCGGCGGACUGACUGGCGAUCGCGUUUGGCGUCUGCCCCUGUGGCGCUACUUCAAGCAGCUGGUGACCCCGAACCUAACCUACGACAUCAGCAAUAGGGGGCGCGGCCCGGCCUCCAGUUGUAUAGCCGCUGCCGUGCUGCACGAGCUGGUGCCGUGCGUGGACUGGGCCCACAUCGAUAUCCGGAAUGUGGGCAUGCUGACGCGACACAAUCCGCUGCCGUACUUACUGAAGGACCGCAUGACCGGGAGGCCCACUCGCACGAUCAUCCAGUUUCUGUACCAGAUGGCCUGUCCGGACAGCAAGUGAUCGCCCGGCCGGACGGGAUCGCUGGGAUGGGACAUCUGGCAUCUGGCUAGCUCGCUUCCACGUCCUCAAUGUUCUUUGUUCCGUUUCUCGUUU